Messenger RNA from Lethenteron reissneri (Far Eastern brook lamprey), 2308 nucleotides. RefSeq names its product beta-carotene oxygenase 1 (gene BCO1). Gene Ontology annotation, molecular function: carotenoid dioxygenase activity; beta-carotene 15,15'-dioxygenase activity. Gene Ontology annotation, biological process: retinal metabolic process; carotene catabolic process. The record is from RefSeq and is a predicted model, not a curated record. Lineage: Eukaryota; Metazoa; Chordata; Hyperoartia; Petromyzontiformes; Petromyzontidae.
UUCGCCCCGGGACUGACGCCGAUGUGGUCAGGGCAGCUGAGGAAGGGACCCAGAGUGCUCGCUCGGCUCGUAAACAUUGAGCCACAGCGGAACAAAGUUCAGUCUUUUGCCGUCGCUGCCGGCACCUGCCCGACUCAACGCGGUGAAGUUACCGGUCCACCCCUAGCCGGAGUGCGGUUUGCGGCAAUCGCAAACGGCGUUGAGCGCGCUUGAGCUCCAGCAGCACCAAUGGAAACCCUUUUCCAAGGAAACGCGAAGGAAUGCCCACAGCCGGUUCGUGCCGAACUACAGGGCAAGCUUCCCGAGUGGUUGAGUGGAACGCUGAUUCGCAACGGGCCGGCCCUGCACACGUUCGGAACCACCUCGUACAACCACUGGUUCGACGGGAUGGCGCUCCUCCACAGUUUCACGUUCCUUGGGGGUGAGGUUCACUACCGCAGCAAGUACCUGCAGAGCGACGCCUUCCGCAAAAACUCGGAGGCCAACAGGAUCGUCAUCUCGGAGUUUGGCACCAUGGCGCACCCCGACCCCUGCAGGAACGUCUUCGCCAAGGCCUUCUCCUACCUCUCCUACUCCGUGCCAGAGUUCACCGACAACUGCCUCAUCAACGUAAUGAGGUGCGGGGAGGAUUUUUACGCCACCACGGAGACCAACUUCAUGCGUCGGAUCGACGCGAGCUCACUCAACACCCUCGAGAAGGUGGACUACACCAAAUACGUGGCCAUCAACAUCGCCACGUCCCACCCGCACUACGAGCCGGAUGGAACAGUCUACAACGUGGGCACAUCCAUCGCAGACAAGGGCCACACCAAGUACACGUUCAUCCGCGUGCCGCCCACGUUGCCAGGCGAGCGGCCCAACUCCGGCCUCCGUGGCCUCGAGGUGCUGUGCACGCUGCCGUCCCGCUGGCGAUUCAGCCCCAGCUACUACCACAGCUUCGGCCUCACGCCCCACUACCUCGUCUUCAUCGAGCAGCCGCUCAAGCUCGACCUCGUCAAGCUGGCCACCGCCUACUUCCGCGGCGCCAACUGGGCCAGCUGCAUGACCUGGCUGCCCGAGGACAAGAGCCGCUUCUACCUGAUCGACCGGCGGACGGGCAAGGCGCUGACCACGCACUUCGUGAGCGAGCCCUUCGUGGUGUACCACCACGUGAACGCGUUCGAGCGCGGCGGCUGCGUCUUGUGCGACGUCGUCGCCUACGACGACAACAGCCUCUACGACAUGUUCUACCUGCGCAACCUGCGCAAGACCGCCGCCGACUUCACCGAGGACAACAAGAUGAGCUGCCUGCCGCAGUGCCGCCGAUACGUCCUGCCGCUGGGCGUCGGAAAGGAGUCUCCGGUCUCCCAGAACCUCGUGUCUCUUGCCGGCUCGAAAGCGAGCGCCGUCAAGGAGGAGGGAGGACACGUGGUCCUCACUCCAGAGCUUCUAGCAGAGGGAAUCGAACUCCCUCGCAUCAACUACAACUACAACGGCAGGGAGUACCGCUACAUCUACGCAGCCCAAAUCGAGUGGAGACCCGUGCCCACCAAGAUCGUGAAGGUGGACACGCACACGGGCGAGAAGCUGGAGUGGCAGGAGGGCGGCUGCUGGCCUGCGGAGCCGGUGUUCGUGCCGACGCCCGGCGCUCAGGAGGAGGAUGACGGCGUGGUGCUGUCGUCCAUCGUGACGAGCGAGCCCGGUAAGCCGGCGUUCCUGUUGGUGCUGGACGCUCGGUCGUUCCGCGAGGUGGCGCGAGCCUCCGUCCACGGCGCUGACGUGCCGAUUGACCUGCACGGCCUCUUCCUGCCCGACCCCAAGUAGCGGCCAAGCCACCAGCAGCAGUGGCAGCAGCGGCAGUGGCAGCAGCGGCAGCAGCAGCAGUGGCAGCAGCAGCAGUGGCAGCAGCAGUGGCAGCAGCAGCAGCAGUGGCAGCAGCAGCAGUGGCAGCAGCAGCAGUAAUUAGUCGUGCGUCACGGGAAGGCGACGAUGAGAAUAUGUCGCAGCGUGGUAUCAUGAUGGGGAUAUCUCGCACGGUGAUCAUGAUGGGAAUAUCACAAUAUAAUAUCAUGAUGGGAAUAUCAGAAUAUGAUAUGAUGGGAAUAUCACACAAUGUGAUAUCAUGAUGUAAACAUCUCGCAAUAUAUCACGAUGUCAAUACCUCGCGAUAUGAUAUCAUGAUGAGAAUCUUGCAAUAGAUCACCACGCGAAUCUCGCAUUAUGAUAUGAUGAUGACGAGAGUAUUUCGCGACGUCACGAUCUCGCGGGAGGAAUAUUACCGUGGCAAAAUAUUGCGUGAAUUAUGGAACACCAAAGUAGAGGAUCUAAU